Molecule: messenger RNA, 813 nt
Organism: Mercurialis annua (annual mercury)
Lineage: Eukaryota; Viridiplantae; Streptophyta; Magnoliopsida; Malpighiales; Euphorbiaceae
Exons: 1
Coding region: 1-813 (270 amino acids)
Source: RefSeq, a predicted model, not a curated record
AUGUACAAUGCACCCAGAAAGCUACACCCAGACAAAGAGAGAGACAAGACCAAGUAUUGCAGAUUCCAUGAAGGAUAUGGCCACGACACAGAUAGAUGCUGGGACUUGAAACGGGAGAUAGAACAGCUGAUCCAGUCAGGAGUAUUGAAGAAGUUUGUACGCACAGAAGGAAGUGCAGAAAAAAGGAAACCAGAACAUGUGGAAAAAGAAGAGGCAAACAAAAGAUUCAAAGAACCCAUGGGCGUGAUCAACAUGAUAGAAGGGGGGGAACCAUAUUCAAAGGCACAGAAGAAGAAGAUACGUAAGGGCGUGUACUCGAUAAGCACUAGAGCAUCCGCAGAGGAGCUGCCGUUAGUCACCUUUGGACCAGAAGAUGGGAGGCAUGUGCAGGAACCGCACAACGACGCGCUAGUAAUCAAAGCAUUGAUUAACAAUUUUAGAGUAAUGAGGAUCCUGGUGAACGAAGGAAGCGCAAUUAACCUCCUUACCUUGCAAGUCUUUAGGGGGAUAAGGGGAUCGGUAACGGAUCUCAGACAGGUUUCCGUGCCGUUGGUUGGCUUAGGAGGAAAGCCUAUCAGACCGGAAGGGAUGGUAGAGCUGGAGAUAAUUCUGGGAGAAGCAGAAGAAGGGCCACUGAAGACCAUGACAGCAGUUUUUAAUGUAGUGGAUAUCCCUUUGGCAUACAACGCCAUUUUGGGAAGGCCUUUCCUGUACCAGUGUGGCGCAGUGACCAGCAUCAGAUGGCUGACACUUAAAAUUCCGGACGAAGAAGGGAUAGUAACCGUAGAAGGGAGCCAGUUAGCCGCACGAUAA